This is a messenger RNA of Physella acuta, 804 nucleotides long. Its product is annotated as putative serine/threonine-protein kinase clkA. The record is from RefSeq and is a predicted model, not a curated record. Lineage: Eukaryota; Metazoa; Mollusca; Gastropoda; Physidae.
AUGGUGGCAGCCUACGUCUCACAGGUACAACACGAGACACCUGGGGAAGAGAGGAGAAUGGAGGUCAAUCACUGGACUACAGGAGCUAUAGAUAACUCUGGGCCACAUAAUGAUGUCAACUAUAGCUCUGGGCCACUUAAUGAUGUCAACUAUAGCUCUGGGCCACAUAAUGAUGUCAACUAUAACUCUGGGCCACAUAAUGAUGUCAACUAUAACUCUGGGCCACAAAAUGAUGUCAAUUAUAGCUCUGGGCCAUAUAAUGAUGUCAACUAUAACUCUGGGCCACAUAAUGAUGUCAACUAUAGCUCUGGGCCACAUAAUGAUGUCAACUAUAGCUCCGGGCCAUAUAAUGAAGUCAACUAUAGCUCUGGGCCACUUAAUGAUGUUGUCCAAAGCUCUGGGCCACAUAAUGUCAACUAUAGCUCUGGGCCACUUAAUGAUGUCAACUAUAGCUCUGGGCCAUAUAACGAUGUCAACUAUAACUCUGGGCCACAUAAUGAUGUCAACUAUAACUCUGUCCACAUAAUGAUGUCAACUAUAGCUCUGGGCCACAUAAUGAUGUCAACUAUAGCUCUGGGCCAUAUAAUGAUGUCAACUAACUCUGGGCCACAUAAUGAUGUCAACUAUAGCUCUGGGCCACAUAAUGAUGUCAACUAUAGCUCCGGGCCAUAUAAUGAAGUCAACUAUAGCUCUGGGCCACUUAAUGAUGUUGUCCAAAGCUCUGGGCCACAUAAUGUCAACCAUAGCUCUGGGCCACAUAAUGAUGUCAACUAUAGCUCUGGGCCACAUAAUGAUGUCAACUAA